GGAAGACCUGUUAGGAGGCUACUCUUAUGGUCCUGUUGAGAGAUGAUGGACAUUCAGUACAGUUGACUGCCUUUUUGUGAGAUUAUUAAAUACAUUGUGGAGGAUAACAAAACUAAAGAAGAAUGGAAGAAGAUAGUCCGGAAGACUUACCUCUUUCUCCAAAAGUUUGGAAUCCUGAGGUAACCGUGUUGGUGACAGGCCAACCACCUAGUGCCGUAGAAGAAGAAGAAGAGGAAGAAUCAACUAAUGUAGUAGAUAUAGAAGUCAUCCCAGAAAUCAGAGAGCCACUUUCCCUUCUAGAGGUGCUGAGACUCUCUGCAGUUCUGGAGGAUACCCUUGACCAACUUUCUAUUCUAAACUAUAUCAUGCCAGUUCACUAUGAAAGAAAACAAAGCACUAGCAUGAAUAUCAGUAGCCUAGAAAAAUCUCUGCUGGUCUCUACAAACAAAAUAUCUACUCCAGUCUCAACUAAAGAAAAACCCACAUUGCCAGAAAUGCCGCAAGGAGGUCAAUUUUCCAUGGAGUUUAACAGAAUGCAGGAUCUUGUCUUUAAACAACCUACAAUGCAGUCCAUAAUGUCUACAGAGAUAAUGAAGAAAAUUCAGAUUGAUAGGAUAUUUUUCAGUGAUGUGAUUGAAAAUACCAUGCAGGAGUUACAAGAUUCAGGCACUUUCACAACUCUCCUGCAAACCUUGAACAAAGAAAGGGAAAAAAAAAUGCAUUUCUAUGAUAUCAUUGCCAGGGAGGAAAAAGGAAGAAAACAGAUAAAAUCCCUUCAAAAACAGCUGAUUAAUGUCAAAAAAGAACGGCAAGCUGAAGUACAGAGACGGAAUGAAUAUAUUGCUCACCUCAAAGACCAACUGCAAGAGAUGAAGGCAAAAACCAACUUGGAGAAUCUCUACAUGAAAAAAAACACUGAGCUUCAGAUUUCCCAGACCCAGAAAAAAUGUAACAAAACAGAGGAACUCUUGUUGGAAGAGAUUGAGAAAUUAAGAAUGAAAACUGAAGAAGAGAACCGAAUUCAUAUGGAGAUUGAAAUGUUCCUUAGAAAAGAGCAACAGAAACUUGAGGAGAAACUGGAAUUCUGGAUGGAAAAAUUUGAUAAAGACACAGAAAUGAAACAGAAUGAAUUAAAUGCUCUCAAGGCUGCAAAGGCCAGUGACUUAACACACCUUCAAGACCUAGCGAAGAUGAUAAGGGAAUAUGAACAGGUCAUCAUCGAAGAUCGUAUAGAAAAGGAGAAGACCAGGAAGAAGAUAGAACAGGAUGAAUUGGAAUUGAGGAGUGCCAUAAAGCUCCAGGCAUGGUGGCGAGGCACUGUGGUAAGGAGGGAAAUUGGAAGUUUCAAAAUGCCUAAAGACAAAGAUGAUAGCAAGGAUGCAAAAGGUAAAGGUAAAGACAAGGACAAACGAAGAGGCAAGAAGUGA
Molecule: messenger RNA, 1427 nt
Organism: Urocitellus parryii (Arctic ground squirrel)
Lineage: Eukaryota; Metazoa; Chordata; Mammalia; Rodentia; Sciuridae
Gene: Drc9
Product: dynein regulatory complex subunit 9
Biological process (GO): sperm axoneme assembly; cilium organization
Cellular component (GO): cytoplasm; sperm flagellum
Molecular function (GO): protein binding
Source: RefSeq, a predicted model, not a curated record